AGUCAUUUUGAAAAUGGCGGGUAUCGUGAAUGUCGAUGAAUUGGAACAUUUGAUCGGAAUUAUGUAACGAUAAAAGUUUUACACGGUUUUGAGAGGUCCAAUGGCUUCAGGUCCCGCUAAUGAUGACCUUGAAGUUGUAGAAAUUGUUACAUAUGAUCGAAAUGAUCGUGAAAAUGAGAACGUCGUGGAGUCGGAGGACGAGUCGGAUCGCGAAGAACAAGAGAUGGAGGUGGACGCGGGCGAAAAUGAACAAGAAAACGAACGCGUUCAGCAAUCAAGCGAGGAAAAUAACAUGCCAGAUGUAUCAGAGGUGCAGUCGUCGAUUCAAAUUGUGACGCCGGCGGUCGCCAGAAAUGUACAAGUUCUUGGACUGUCAGAAGUGAAUUCCCCAGACGAGUUUCAAAAAAAGUCAUCGAAAACAACCACUAAAAACAUUUCUGCGACAGCGAAAAAUACUAGGUUACCGGUUAAAUCACCCGAGAAAGAUGACGAUGUAAGUUUUUCUCAGUCUGAGCCUAGACUAACAGCAAAAUUAUGGCAGACAUUUUGCGUAAUAAGAUAGUCAUUGACAUUUCGUGAUCUCGCGGAAACGACCCCCUCCCUCCUUAUCAAUGUUGUUAGCUGACUAUGUCCAUGUUCACAACUUAGAUUAGAAAAUCUGAAUUCAGGACAAGGAAGGGUGGAUGUUAGUCUGCGCUGCCGAUCUUUGAUGGCUAUAGAUUUUGGUGAAAAGAUGGUUUUACCUGAACUCUCUGAAAAAAUUUCAUCCGGCUGUAAACUAUUUUUAAACAAUUUUUAAAUACAGUAGCUUUUACCUUAGCUGGUCUGUCUUUUUAUGACAUGAUGGCUGACUCAAGUGUGUGUGACAUCAUGUGUACUACUUAAUGGUAAUUUUUCUCUCAUGUCUUUUAGUCCCAAAGUUGUCCAAUUUGUUUUGAGCCAUGGUCAAACUCAGGUUCUCACAGGCUAUCAUCUCUCACUUGUGGGCAUCUCUUUGGAAGAAGGUAAAUGUUUUGAUCACAUGGAGGUAUAUAUAGUGAAAAGUUCAAUAACCAUCUGCUGUUGAGGCAUUGAGCUCUAGCUGAGUCUCCUCCUUUGAUGGAUCUGGACCAAACCCAAUAAAGUGGUAAAAAUGGAUCCCGAUUGAUCCCAAGUGAAUGGUUUUAAGAUUUGUAUGAUUUAGUGAAUGAAUUUAUACAUGACAAACUAAAAAUUAUCCUACAUAUACAUACAUACAUAUAUAUAUAUAUAUAUAUAGUUUUUUUUUCUCCUGAAAGCUGCAUCGAAAGAUGGUUAAAAGCCAAGGGAGGAAAUGAUAAAUGUCCACAGUGCAAUGCACCAGCAAGAAAAAGAGACAUAAGAAAUAUUUACACAAAAGCCAUUAAGGCUAUUGAUACAACAGAACGUGACAGGGCACUGGCAGAUCUGGAGAAGGAGAAGGAAGCUCGACAGAAGGCAGAAGAGAGAGAGGCUCGUGCAUUGCUGCAAUACCAGUUGGCAAAAGCUGAAUGUGAGAGAAUUGUGGAACAACUCAAAAGACAAGAGCAGCUGGUUGUCAGUUUACAAAGGGAAAGGUAAAUGAUGGAAGGAGACAUCAGUGCAUAGUGCAUGACUGUGUAUCUCAAAGUUUUAGGCUUGUCAGUAGAUUUUUGCAUAAUGCAUGAAUCCUAUCCUAAUCUUAGGAUUAAUCUAAUCUUAGAUGAUGAGGAUUGAUCUAGUGCCAUUGUUCCAAUAAAUACUCCCUCUCUAAUAAAUGCCCUCCCCUCAAAUCUGUUUUUGUGUCUGAGCACCCCUAUUUAAAUAAGUGCCCCUAUUGCAUAAGCAACCUAAUUCAAAAGAGUGCUCCUUGUACCAAGAAGAGCCUCUAUUCUGAUUUAGUGAUCUGGUGGCAGUGCUGUUAGGACUCUGUUAGAGUACAUGUGCAUUAAGAUCAACCGUGGUCACCUUCCUCUAAUUUUACACUGUAAGUCUUCUUGCAAAAUAAUGCUCCCUUUCUCAGUCUGUUAACUUUUAUGUCCAUGUUGGUACUGUACUUUUGUUCAAAUCGUGAACUCGAAGAGCAGGUCAUGUUUUUGCUCCUGGUGCUGCUUUUUAUUCAGUUUGUGUAAACUGAAGAAAAUUGAAAUGACAAAAAUGUUUCUUGAAUGAGCCAAUCAGGUGUCAGAAUGAAAAGUAAACUGCAGGCAACAAUGGUAAUUAGUUUAGUGUGGUACAAGGUUCGUUUGUAAGUCCUGAACUUUAUUGCAAUUUGCAAUUUUGCAAUUGACUUACUGGAAUCAAAACAAAGUUUUCACGUGAUCAUAUUGCUUUGCACCUUUGAUUUCGACUCAGACUCUGUUGUAACUGAAAACCAGUGUUUAGUUGUUGAUCAUUUCCUCUACUCUUGUGACCUCAAAUGUGUGAUUCAGGGGUGAUAUAGUAAGGAGAAAUUAAGUGCUAGUCACUCUUGAAGGUUAAAGGUACAGUCUUUUAUUAAAUCUUCAGGUCCAGCUCAUGCUCUCAGUGCAGCUCAGAAUCUCAGGGGGCAUCAACAGCUGUAAGAACAUUUGGGCAGAGCACCUCUAGUCAGAGGUUACUAUCAAGGAAAUCAUAUGUUCUACAAACGUCUUUUCAAGUUUCACAGGUACAGCUUGAAUUACAUUUAAAUGUAUGUGCCACUUCUACAUGUGAAUACAGUAAUAGACUCGUUUUGCGUGUUAGCCCUUCAUAAGAAUGAUUGGAGGAAUUGUGGGUUGUGUAUAGGUUUAUAUGCAGAAAAUGGAGUGACGUUAUUGGUGGGAAUAUGGUGACAAAAACAAGAAUAAAUUAGUUAAGUGAAAAGUGCUCAUUGAUACCAUGGGGAUUAAGAGUGCUAAAUAAAUAUGAAAGAUAAAUUUUAGUUCUAGAGUUUUGUGGCUUUCUGAACUGCUUAGAUGUAGGAAAAGGACCCAAACUGCCAUAUGCUGCUUAGAAUGAUUAGGGAGAUCAAAGUGUCUAGCGACUGGUUUGGAUACGUCCCUGUCAUUUCUCUUUACAUUGCAAGGGUGUUCUUGGAAUUGGUCACCAAGUCAUCUUCCUGUUUCACCAAUGUAUAACUUUUUGCAAUAAGUGCAAGUUAUAUAGUACAUGACAUUAGCAGAGGUGCACUUGAAGUCAUCAGUGAUCUUGAUGGAUCUCUUGGCCAGAACCUGAAAGAUUGAUGUAACUUUACUUUUCUGUCUGCUGCACCAUCAGAGCUAAGAAUUUGUAUUAUUUGGCCAAUGUUUGACUUAUUACUGUAGUAAGAGUAAUACUAUCAUUUCCUCUGACUUGUUUUCACUAGAAUGGAGCAAGAGUGAUUUCUUUUGAUCAACACCAUGCUGUACUAGUUGUGUCCAAGCCUUCACCAAACCAACUCUUUCCUGGAUUUGGUGUGGUAAAGGUAUGUAAAAGACUCUGGGAUUAUUACUAACAGUAUUUAAUUUUAUGCUAUCUCAUAUUUUACUGUAUGGCCUGCUAAUUCAAAGGCUUGUUUGAAUUGAAAUCUUCUCCUUGUAUGUAAACUCAGGUAAGGUAAGGUAAAGUAAAUAUCUUUUCUUAAUAACCUCAAUUCCUUAGUCUUUACUGUGAUUUUUAAAACCUUGUUCUUUACUCCUGGAUUUAUGAUUUGUAAACUUCACUUGAGUUGAUUAAUUAUGCUAUGCAAUCUUUUUACAUUCAGUAGAAACUGUAAGACUUGAAAUGAAAAGUCUAUGCAUUAAAUCCAAGGUGACUUAUAGCCAACGGUCUCACCGUCUCACCUUUCCAGAACAUGUUUAUGUACUUGUUUUAUACAUUUUUCUUUAAUAUGUUUGUGCAAAUUUAGGUGAGCUCUUUAGAUUCAAAGCAUUGUGAGUUUGUACGCAUUCACCAGAAGGCCGUCCGUGAUGUGGCAUUUAACAACAGAGGUGAUGGUUUAUUGUUGACAGCAAGCAUGGACAAGACUGUCAGGGUCACCAGUAUGCUGAGCAAUGCUGUUGUACAGACGUGAGUGGAGUAAAGAGUAUUAAGAGAAAAAAGAAUUAGUACUUAGUGCAAUUUUUUAUGUAACAAGUACAUGUAGGUUCCAUGCUGCCAUGUGUCUGUCAUGUAAUAGAUUACAGAUCAUGUCAAAAUGUGAUAAAAACAAAAAGUGGCACAUGAGGCUCAGCUGAUUGUGUCACGGAUGUUGUUUAUCCAUGACUUGAAAAGACCCACGGAAAUAAAGAAUCUAUUUGUUUUAUUUGAUAAAAAGGGAAAAAUGUCGUCAAUGGUGAUGUCAUCUAUGUGUCUGUCCUCCAAUAGAUCAAUAGUAAGCACCAAUAAAUGUAUGCAUGAUUCAACUCAUCAUAUACAAAGUAAUGUGUUUUAGUCAAUGAGGAAAAGGCCUGAAUCAACUGCAGGUACAUGUAUCAUGUAUGGUCUGAGGCCAGCAUUGUAUUGAGUUUCAUUUCAUUGGUAUAACAUUUUUCCUCACCCACAGUUCUCUUUGGUUUAAGUGUUAGCAAAUUAUUGUGUUUUGAAUCAUAGUUACAAUACACCAGUUCCUGUUUGGUCAUGUGCUUGGAAUGAAGAUGACACCAAUUACAUCUACUGCGGGCUACAGAAUGGUACAUGUCUUAUUUUCGACAUAAGAAACACUGAAACUUACCUGAAGAGUAUUCAGAAUACAACAGGGGGUUCCUGUCCUGUCAUUGCCUUGGCUCAUGUGUCAUCAGACCCUCACAGUGCCCUGAGGUGAGAUCAUGUCAAAAUACAUUUGGUAGUUUCUCCUUUACCCUUUAACUCACAUGGAUGACCAAGACAGAAUUUUUCCUCACAAUAGCCAUACAAUAUUAAGUGCACAGGUAAUGAGAAUAAGAACAAAUGUAAAUUAGGGGAUUAUUAGUUGAUUCAACACCAAAUUCCUAGAGCUAACACCAUAGGAACUGUAUGACAGACAGUAAGGAGAAUUACCCAUGAGAUCUUGGAGUGAAGGGUUAAAAACUAUUAACAGUGUAAUUUUUUCAAGUAGAUAGAAGUACAUGUACUUUUCUUGAGUGAGUGUGAAAGGAAAUUCAAGAGAUAGCUGCAUUUUAUUGCAUCAAAUUGACUCAAGGCAACAAAGAAUUGAUUAUUGUUACUGCAGUAGUUGUUCAUUAAUGCUGUUUAGUGGGGUGUUGAGUGGUUGAGUUUGCAAGCAGGCUUCAAUGUUGGCUCUGCAGAAUAAGUGUUUCUCCGCCUGUUGGAAGAUUUGAGAAGAGAUAGAGCAAGGUGUGCUAGGGGUGUGGCUGACUAGUCUUGCUCAAGGCCUUAAAUUUAUUUGUUUGCAAAUAGGCACUUGUCUUAAAGUGCGUAUUGUGAGGAUGUGCUUGUAUUGUCAGUGGAACACUUGUAGGAGAGAAAAAUGUGUUUUGCCUUAUGUUGUAUAGUAAUUGGUUGUAACAUUUUGGAAGCUUUCUUUUUGUAUCAUCUGGUGAUAAAAAAUAAUAAUAAUUGGUGAAUGUUAGACUACCUUGUGACAAAGGUUUUUUUUGACCUGUAUGUACAGUAGAAUGAACAAACAACUACUAAUCCAAGUCAAGUGAGAGCAGGCUGGACAUAAUAAUAACUUUAAAGUCAAAACUACUAGGAAUGUCAGCUUUGAAACUCUUUACAGUGGCCAAUGCACAUGAUUAUCUCAGUUGGUAAAACCAAAAUUAUCUUGUUAUAAUCCCCCACUGAUGCAGCACCACAGUUUAGUUAGAAACUUACCUCCUUUAUUAUUAAUAGUGAAUAACUUGUAGCUGUUCCACACAGUUUUAAUGUUAUGGGCGUCAAACACUGUAUUAGGUGAAUGCCAAAUAAAAGACAAAUUCCCUGAGCAAUUGCAUCCACAUGAAAAGAAAAAAAAAACAUGUAUGCAUGCAGGAGAGAAAGUAUCAAAAUACACAUAUUUGUUUCAAAACUUUUGCAUGAUUGAUAUUUUUUCCAAUUUACAGAAUUCUGGAGCAUUAGUUACAAACCAUGCAUAUAACUAAUGUAGAAGGGAAAUGCAUAAUUACUUAAAGAGAGGGGUUGAAUGGACACUUCAAUUUACUUGGGGAUACUCUUUUGCCAUUUUUUUUUUUUUUUUUUUGCAGACCUGAAGGAAUUCUUGUUUGCAAACUUGAAGGAGCUUCUUUCUGGGAAAAAACACCUGGAGCUGAUUUUGUCCCCAUUGCCUAACUCUUCCUGAAGGUACUUGACUGUAUUAGAGAAAAUGACAGAUCUGUAAACGGAAAACUGUCGUGUUAUUUGCUUAAUCGUCUUUACUUAGGGAAAAAGUUGAAUGUGAAUUUCUGAAAUUUUCUUGUGGGGGGGGGGGGGGGGGGGGGGGGGGGUUAUCGAUCAGCACAGUUACACUGUAUCACUUUGUGCAUUGAUCAUAUUCUAACAAAACCAAUCCCAGGAUGAAGAUGCCAUCACCUUUGUGAAGGAUAUGUGUUAUGUACAGUGUUCACAUGUGUGGGCAGUUAAAACUUGUUUUAAAAAUGAUGCUUGGUUUUGACCCUUAAUUCCUGUAGGUGGUUAACAUGUACAUGGUGUGAGUUCUCUUUACAACAAACACAUCAAGCCAGACCUUAUUUGCACUUAGUUUAUAACACACUUGUACCCUACCAUAACACAUUAUCAUGGGUUAAAUUCCUUUUUGUCUCAUACUGUUUAGGGUCUUGCACCAGUUUAUCCUUUGAGCCAUCAACUCGUCAUUGUUUGUUUUCUCUUCGCCCCUCCAAGAAAUUCCCUCAAACAAGACAUUUGGUAGGAUUUUCUUAUCUUGUGCAGUUCAUUUUUCAAAUGAAUGUGUACCACAUGUUAAUUUUUUACGUAAUCUCAAGGUUAAACUAUGAUGUAAUUAUGUUUAAUCUGAGCUGGAUAAAAGUUUAGCCAGUGAGAUAAAAUAAGAGUCUUUGUUGGUGAAGUGUCUCAAAACUGUUGAGGAAAAUGCAAGAAACUCUUUAGGUGGCUAAUUUACAAUAAGAUCUCAGUUGUUAAAACCAAAUUAUCUUGUAAUACACACACCCCCACCCUCACCCCCACCCCAACAUUUUUUUUGCAGGGAAAUUAUAGUUUUAUGUAUCCGUAGAUGUAGGGAUAACAUGAUUUAAUUCAUGCUGUACAUGUAUGUAACAGUUUUACUAAUUAAAAAUACAGUUAACUGUAAAUGUACUAGGCUUGAUCUGAAAGCCUUUGCCUCCUAGAAGUGACUAUCAUGAAUUAUCCUAUAAUUUCAAUGAAUCUAGCUGGAAGGAAUGACAUACAGUGGGAUGGUGUUGCAUGUGUCUUGACAUGAAACCAGAUUCUCAUUAGCAAGUCACAAGGGGAUUUUGUGAUUUAGGUUAAGUUAACAACUGUACACAAUUCGAAUAAUUAUUGUUAAUAUUAUAUACACUGUAUGGUACAACACACAUAGGUUUGUCAAUUGCAAGGUAAAGGUGUGGGUGUAUCAAUGGCCCGAGCUCAAGCAGAAAGAGCAGGGAAUAUGGAGGACGGUGAGGAUGGUAUGUACAUUGUGGCUGUGUGGAAAACAUGAAUACUUACUGGUACUGGUAGUUAUUGAUAAUAAACAUCAUUGUUUAAGGGCAUUCAGGAAAGGGUGUCUGAUAAAAACAAAGAAUUGACUUGGUUUGGUUUUAAGUAGUGCUACAGCUGUUGGUGUGGAAUCAGAUGAGUUGAUGGUAUGGAUUGAAAGAGUACAGAUAUGAAAAGAGGAAUGUUACUCACCAUUGCUCUCAUACUCUGCCAUUCAAUUUUGUUUGUAUUCUUGUACUAUAUGCUGGUACAACUAACCAGCAGUGCAGGCUGAAUGAUCCUGUACAUGUAUUUGGCUUGGCAAUAAUUACAAACUCUUGUGUUCUACAAUCAUGUUAUUUUCAGAUGCCAGCCUCUGUACCUGUCAAGCUGUCAAUCAAUGUGUUGGCGGCCCAACACAAAAGCUUCUCAGCAAAUCCAGGUUAUUCACUUGUCCUGAUGAUUGCAACACUCUGAUGGUGGCAGCUGGUGAUGAGAGCCUCUCAUCAGUGAGUUUUCCUCAAGCUUUGGUGUAUAGCAGUUUUAUUAUGUUCCUGUGCAGUAAAUGAUAUCUGCAGUGUUGCACUUGAAGCUUGAACACAUCAGGGGUAGCCAAGAGUGAUGAUAAAUUUAACCCUUUCACAUUUAAGAUCUCAAGAAUUACCCUCUUUCCCCACAUGUAUCAACAGCUUCUUACAAUGGAAGGUCUUUAUUGUUUGAUAUCAGAAGCUUGAUAGUUUUUUUUUUAAUUCUGAUUACCUGCUUGCUGUCUUGGUAAUUUAAGUAUUUUUUGGCCACUUCUGAAAGUGAAAGGGCUAAAUGUAUGCUAAGAAAAGUCUUGAAAAAACUACAUGUGUAACCAAAAUUAUUUACUAUUAUCUUCAUGCAAAAAUGUUCUAAAAUAUGUAAGAAUUUGUGUCAUUAUGCUAAGAGAACAGAAGUAUGUACAUGUCAUGAUCUUAACAGCGGCAUACUUCUCAGCCAUAAGAUUAAACAUUCUAUCCAAAAGACAUUCUCAAGCAGGUACAUGUACCCAGCAUUGAGAAAAUGUCUACCUUUUGUAUGGUUAUGUGGAUGAACACCAACUUAGUGUGCAAAAUGUUUACUCGUUUUUUUAUUCCCUAGACUUUGAUAUGGAAUGGCAGCAAUGGAAACCAGCUGCAGAAACUACCCAACCAAGGAAAAGAGAUAUUAGAUGUUCUUCCCUUUGCUGGCAAUGGAAAUGACUAUCUGGCUACAAUUGAUGAGCAGAAAUUAAGUGUUUACAAAUGGAUGAAUGUAUAAAAAUUUAUCGAUGAAUUCUGAAUCACUCAAAGAGCCCUUUUUUUUGUGUACCAAUGUGUCUACAAUUGUACAUUAAAGGCUAUGGGAAGAGAAGAAAGCAAACAAGUUCUGUGGAAUCUACAGCUUAAUUCUUUUGUGUCCUUUGGGGAGGAGAAUGCUAAUCUGUAGAGUUGAAGGUACUCUUUCAAGCACACCACCAAAUAUUUCUAAGGGAAUGAGAUGAUUGAAGUCUGUCAGUGGGACAAACUGCUGUUGUAUUGAUGUUCAGAACAGGACUGCUGGAAUGGUGGAAAGUGUUAAGAAAACAACAGCUCAGUGCUGGUCCAUAAAGAUGGAACAGAUUAUCCAAAUUUUAUGAAUAUCUGUAAUGUAAUAAACUGUGAAUAAGUUGUUCAAGUUCUUGCAUUUAUCACUAUGUUAAUCUUGUUACCAUUAUUAAAGAAUGU
This is a messenger RNA of Pocillopora meandrina, 9215 nucleotides long. The record is from the annotation of a GenBank genome assembly. Lineage: Eukaryota; Metazoa; Cnidaria; Anthozoa; Scleractinia; Pocilloporidae.